GAGCUGCGGUUCGGAACCGGGCUGAGAAACUAAAUCCAGUCGGUACCGGUCCUGGGUGGAGAUGUAACAUCCCGGAUGUGGGGAAACGGCGUCCUGUAGUUCUACGCUAGAAGCCGUCGUAGCCUACAUAUACAUACGUAGUCUACGUAUUUAAAUGUGAUGUAGCCGAUACGCACUGGCUGGACAGGCGGCGAAGAGAGGUCGCUGACGGACUGUGCGUAAUGCUGAGUGGACAGCAGUAUUUCUCGCUGUAUGUUCCAGCCUAGACGGGCUACUGACAAGAUAUUUGCACUUCUUCUGCAGUGCAGCUCGUCAUUACAACCAGAUGCUCUCCGCCGGACCGGAGCCGUUCAGUUUUAUGCCGUCCAAGCCGACCGGAGCCUGAGCCGAAGGAUGCAGGUUAAAAAUCAGAUCUGCACCGAGCGGAGCAGCACCGACGACCCGGAGCAGGAUGACAACCAGAAGAAGACCUCGUGUUUUUCCAACAUAAAGAUUUUCCUGGUGUCGGAAUGUGCGCUCAUGUUGGCACAGGGCACCGUGGGCGCCUAUUUGGUAAGUGUUCUGACCACUCUGGAGAGACGCUUCAACCUCCAGAGUGCUGAUGUGGGUGUCAUUGCCAGCAGCUUCGAAAUCGGCAACCUGGCCCUUAUCCUGUUUGUCAGCUACUUUGGCGCCAAGGCCCACAGACCCAGACUGAUUGGCUGCGGCGGGAUUGUCAUGGCGUUGGGGGCACUGCUGUCAGCCCUGCCGGAGUUCCUGACUCACCAGUAUGAGUACGAGGCCGGGGACUCGUGGCACGCCGAGGAUGGCAGGGACGUCUGCUCCAACACCACCAGGUCAGAAAACCGAGACUCUGGGUUUAAAUGUGGCAACAGAGCCAACACCAACAUGAUGUACCUUCUGCUGAUCGGAGCCCAGGUUCUGCUCGGCAUUGGAGCCACACCGGUCCAGCCUCUGGGAGUGUCCUACAUUGAUGACCAUGUCCACAGGAAGGACUCCUCGCUGUAUAUAGGUAUUUUAUUUUCAACAUUAGUGUUCGGUCCGGCCUGUGGCUUCAUCUUAGGUUCUGUCUGUACCAAAGUCUACGUGGAUGCAGUCUUCAUCGACACUAGUAAACUGGACAUCACCCCAGAUGACCCUCGCUGGAUUGGGGCGUGGUGGGCUGGCUUCCUCCUUUGUGGUGCCUUACUCUUCCUGUCGGCUCUCUUCAUGUUCGGCUUCCCGCAGGCGCUGGACGAGCAGGACAUGGACGGUGGAGGGGAGAGUGAGCAGGCCAUGCUGCCUUCUUCCCUGACCAUGGAGUACCAGGGCUCUAAACCCAACGGGGCCAUUCAUGGCUUUGAUAUAAACAGCGGACUCUCAGUUUGUGAGCAUCUGAGAGUAAUCCCCAGGGUAACCCGGCACCUUCUCUCUAAUCCGGUGUUCAGCUGCAUCACGCUUGCAGCCUGCAUGGAGAUUGCUGUGGUUGCUGGCUUUGCUGCCUUCUUGGGAAAAUACCUGGAGCAGCAGUUCAACCUUACCACCUCCUCAGCCAAUCAGCUGCUAGGUAUGACAGCCAUCCCCUGUGCCUGUCUGGGUAUCUUCCUGGGGGGGCUGCUGGUGAAGAAGCUGAACCUGUCAGCUCUGGGCGCUGUCCGCAUGGCCAUGAUGGUCAACCUGGUGUCCACUGCAUGCUACGUCUCUUUCCUCUUCUUGGGCUGUGACACUGGACCUGUCGCCGGUGUUACUGUAGCCUAUGGCAACGAGACGUUGCUUUCCUGGCAGCGACCUGAGUCAGCGUGCAUCAAUAACUGUAACUGCUACACAGCAUCAGUGAGCCCUGUCUGUGGUUCCAAUGGAAUCACCUACCUCUCAGCCUGCUUCGCUGGCUGCACCAAACCAAACCUGACCGGUUGCACGUGUAUAUCCAGCACCAGUGAAGAUGCGGUGGCUUUACCAGGGAAGUGUCCCAGUCCAGGCUGUCAGCAGGCCUUCCUCACUUUCCUUUGUGUUAUCUGUGUGUGCAGCAUGAUCGGAGCUAUGGCCCAGACACCCUCUGUCAUCAUCCUUAUCAGAACUGUGAGUCCAGAGCUGAAAUCUUAUGCCCUUGGAGUUCUGUUCCUGCUCCUGAGACUGAUAGGCUUCAUCCCUCCACCUCUGAUCUUCGGCAUGGGCAUUGACUCCACCUGUCUGUUCUGGAGCUCUGUCUGCGGCGAGAAGGGAGCCUGCAUGCUGUAUGACAACGUGGCCUACAGGCAUCUGUACGUCAGCAUAGCCAUCGUCCUCAAGUCCUCGGCCUUUGUCCUGUACACAACCACGUGGCAGUGUUUGAGAAAGAACUACAGGAAAUACAUCAAGAACAGCGAGGGUUACCUCACACCCACUGAACUCUUCGCCUCCAAUGUGACUCUGGACAAUUUGGGCAAGGAGAUCACCCAGAACCCAGCCAACAGGACAAAGUUCAUAUACAACCUGGAGGACCAAGAGAUGUGUGACAACAUGGAGUCAGUUUUAUAGUGGCUGUCUGCUGGCACUGCAGACUGGAGCUGAGGCUGUAAAUGUGCAACUGAUCUGAUAUUCCUUGGGUGUCGUAUCAGUGUAGAAGAAUGUUCUCAGUAAGGGUCUUAUCUUCUUCUCACAUAAAACAUCAGACAUAAUGAAAAAACUGAAGAGAUGUUUCUCAAAAUGUUCUAUAUCCACAUUGCACUUUUUUACUAAAAUACAGUUGUUCUUUUGUUUUUUGACAUUUCCUUAAUUUGACAGCAGAAUAGAGAUUGACAGCAAACACGAGGAAAGAAACGACAUGGAAUGACGCCCCUGAAAUGAUCUUCUUUAGUUUAACUUCAUUAACAGUUCAGUUCAAAUUGCCGUCAUAUUAGAUUUAGAUUAGUUAGAGACCAGCUAGACCAGAGCUCUGUGAGAAGCAGAAAUCUGACAUUUUGGUUAUUCAUUAGCUUUAUUAGACAGUUUAUGUUUUUUUUUUAGAAGGAAGUGCUUCUCAGGUCCAGAUGCCAGAUAGAAAGGAUGACAGUUAUCAUAGUUGUUUGUAAUAACUGAUGCAUAUUUUAGCCCAUGGUUGGAGUACUUCUCCAAACAAACAGAACAUACAACUACAGACUUAUUAAUAGACUUGUGUGUUCCCUCAAUCAAUUCGUUAAAAGUUUUAAAAGUUUAACAUAACGAAUAGGAAAAACCAGAUAUGCAUUGACUACAGAGGCACAUCACACAAGAAGCAAAGGCAAACCAACAAAUCAGCAACAACAAGAAGUAGGAGUACAGGAAGAGCCAUAAUCCUAGUAACAUAUUACAUCAACACCAGAGAGGUCUCGACUCGAGGCGGCCCUAUUUCAUGGCUAAUCGUUAAAGCCUCUGAGCAUCAGAGUCCAAAUUUAAAAUAAGCAUAGACAAAAUAUGGACCCCAAUUAAUUUCUAACCCAUUACACAAUGCCUGCAUUUCUCUUUCAUCUUAAUACAGUUAGCAGUGGACAUUUGAUGGAAGCUGUAGUUUUGAAAAGAAAUCAUAUUUGUGCGUUUAUUGUUUAAUAUCUUCUGAAAAGUGAAGAUUACAACAAUACUGUUACAGAAACUCCCUUUUUUUGUCACCAGUCAUUUUGCUAGAGUAGAGGUCACUGUGCCUCAAAGGGUGGAUAUUCCAUUUUGGAAGCAAACUCUUCAGUUUGAGUUGCACAUAUUAUUCAGAUUAAAAAAAGAAAAAUAAGGAACAUAGUCUUUUUCAAAAGCUUUCAAUGUAAUUUGCCCGUUCUUGUUCUAGAGGUCAGUUUAGGACAUUUGUUGAAGUUAGAGGAGAGUUGAGCCAGUAUGUUAUAAUUAUCCCUUUACGGUGUCAUAGUGUGGAGUUUUGCUAUGAAUGCUGGACAAGAUUCUGAGACAAAUUUUCUGUUUCAGAGUCACAGAAUGGUUUUUUUUCUUCUUUUUUUUACACGUCACACCAUUUUGUUGAAAUUAAGUCUUUACUCUUUGGCAUUUUUAAAAUGUAGGUGCAAGUUUCAAAAGUAAAUAUAAAAAAAAUAAAAAGUCCUUAUAGGGGUUUAGCUGAUGAUCUAAAAAGCAACGGACCAUGAGAGAGGAUAAAGGACUUUGGUGGCCCACCUAUGAAUAGUUGGACAAUACCUACAGUACAUGAGCUGAUUCAGUAACUGAACCUGUGACAUUUCGGUUACAUGACUAUCUCUCUAUCUACUGAUUUGACCAUUUCACCAUUAUAAUUCUGCCAGGAACACUCAUGUCAAUGACAAAUGGAGAGAGAAUUACAGUUUGACUUGGUGGUGUAAUUCUACUCCUAGGGGAUGCCCCUGCAGCAGUAAUGCAUGGAAUACACAGCAACAUGAUAAAUAACAAGCAGGGAAUAUUGCAAAUAAGACUCUCCAGGGUACAUGUAUGUAGUAGGGCCAAAGCUGGUGGAGGCUGUGGGGGAGGAGGCCUUCAACAAUACAAUCAGUAACAGCAGCAAAGCUCACAUGAGCGUACAGAGUGUGAAGGCAUUUAAGUAGAAUGCCAAGUCAAGGCACUGAGACAUGAUGAUUGUGGUAGGCUAGCUGUCAGCAGACACAGCAUAGCAUGACGCACAGUGUCCAGCCAGAAUUAGUUAAUUUAAAAGCAUGCUGAUAAUGCAUGCAAUGAUA
Molecule: messenger RNA, 4622 nt
Organism: Perca flavescens (yellow perch)
Lineage: Eukaryota; Metazoa; Chordata; Actinopteri; Perciformes; Percidae
Product: solute carrier organic anion transporter family member 3A1
Exons: 10
Coding region: 253-2496 (747 amino acids)
Biological process (GO): transmembrane transport; prostaglandin transport; sodium-independent organic anion transport
Cellular component (GO): basolateral plasma membrane
Molecular function (GO): protein binding
Source: RefSeq, a predicted model, not a curated record